Salvia splendens (bonfire salvia) is the source of this 2666-nucleotide messenger RNA. RefSeq names its product protein MODIFIED TRANSPORT TO THE VACUOLE 1. The coding region runs from base 208 to 2232 and encodes 674 amino acids. The record is from RefSeq and is a predicted model, not a curated record. Lineage: Eukaryota; Viridiplantae; Streptophyta; Magnoliopsida; Lamiales; Lamiaceae. Gene Ontology annotation, cellular component: trans-Golgi network membrane. The transcript has 5 exons. Gene Ontology annotation, molecular function: ubiquitin binding; phosphatidylinositol binding.
GUUAGUCCAUGUCAAUUCACUCUUCCUUCCAUCUCGAUUAACAUAGGCAAUAUUUCCGCGAUCGGAAGGAUUUACAACUCUAUUAAUUUCUGAUCAGUCUACCGAUCCAGUAGUAAUUCGUUGAACAGUCGAUUUGAUUGAUUGGUACAUCGAGUUGGCGGAUCGGCUGAUCGGUCGGUUUCAUUGGAAAAGUGAUUUUGGUGAAGAAUGGACCAGGGCAGGUGGGCAGUGGAGUCGUACUGGAGGUCCAAGUUGAUCGACGUCGCGACAUCCGAUGAGGAGAAGGUUACUCCAGUUUACAAAUUGGAGGAAAUAUGCGAUUUGCUGAGGGCUUCGCACAUCUCCAUUGUUAAAGAGGUCUCCCAAUUCAUCCUCAAACGGCUCGAUCAUAAAUCGCCGAUUGUUAAACAGAAGGCAUUAAGGGUAAUAAAAUAUGCUGUGGGGAAGUCAAGUGCGGAGUUCAAAAGGGAGAUGCAAAGGAAUUCUGUUUCAGUACGGCAGUUAAUCCAUUACAGGGGCCAGCCAGAUCCCCUGAAGGGUGAUGCGUUAAACAAGGCUGUGCGAGAAACAGCACAAGAAACAUUAUCUACUUUAUUUUCAUCAGAUGAUAGCACAGCUGCACCCACAGAAAGUAGCCUUCGCAGUCGGAUACAAGGAUUUGGAAACACCAACUAUGAAAUGCCAUCAGAUGAUAGGAAGUCUUUCAUCAGUGAGGUUGUUGACAUCGGAAGUGCUACAAUUAAACAUGGAUUUAGUAGUUUUAAACAGUCUCCUUCCAUAAGGAAAAGUAAUGACACUGGAAGUUACAGAAGCCCAAACCUUGAGCGAUCUUUGACUAGAGAAAAUGAUAGGUAUGAAGGGCUUGGGUCUCAGGCCGAAUAUAACAGCUCCUCUCGGUUUUCAGAAAAUGCUGGUACUGGAAGCUGGGAUAAAGAGAUUUCGACAAGCCAUUCAGAAAGUAGUAAUGGAGACCCUGCUGUGACUUACAGCCAAAAAACUCGUGAAGAGAAGUUGUUGGAGACCAUAGUGACAUCAACUGGUAUGCGCCUACAGCCUACUCGAGAUGCACUUCAUGUUUUCCUGGUGGAAGCCUCAAAAGUAGAUGCCAAAUCAUUAGCGCAUGCCAUUGAAAUGAAACUGAGGUCUCCUAUGUGGCAGGUCCGUAUGAAAGCCAUAUGUGUCCUUGAGGCAGUAUUGAGGAAGAAGAAUGAGUUGCAUUUUUCAGUUAUUGCUUCAUACUUUGGCAACAAUAAAGAUGCUGUGGUGCAAUGCUCUGAAUCUCCCCAAGCAUCUUUGAGGGAGAAAGCAACUAAGGUAUUGAGUCUUCUGAGUGGUGAACAAAAUGGCAGUGGAACCAACCAUUUCAAGCAACCGAGUAAGAUUCCCCAGCCUUCAAUUAUACCAGAUAUGAUAAACACUGGUGACCCAGGUGAUCUUCUUGGCAUGGAAGAUCCAGAAAAAGCAGCGAGUGAGCCAACAAUAACAAAUGCACCACCAUCUGUUGCUCCGCUGAUCAAUGACUUACUUGGCGACAAUUCCUACAGUUCUGAGAGCACGGACAAGCUGAACGUUGAUGAUGACCCAUUUGCAGAUGUUUCCUUCCACAUAAGUCAAGAUGAGGACCGUGUUGCUAAUUUAUUUUCUGGGAUGGCUCUUGAUAUGUCAGGGGCCUCUGAGGCCACUGUCGCAGCUCAUAAAAAUGAAUCUGAACCAUUCAACCUUUUGAAUUCUAGUUCUGAGGUCUUCAUGGAGCUAGGAACUUCUAGUGAAUAUGCUGCCAACUUCGAUGGUUUAGUAUCGAGUACACCUAAUAAAAGUCCUAAUGUUGCUUUAAAUAGUGAAUUUCCUCUGCGAGCUGGUGAUAUGAAUGUAAAUCCCAUAUUCCCCCUGGGUGCUCAGGCAUAUAAUAUCCCUUCUGGUUUUGGGGUCAAUCCUGUAUUUGCUUCUCUGGCAAUGAAUUAUAGUGCCAUGGGGAGUCACUUUGCUCAACAACAGUUUUUAGCUGCAAUGUCCAACUUCCACCAACUAGGGAAUCUACAAUCCAGUACUACUAUCAAUUCUCCUGGACCUGUAGGAGUGGAAGCAGCACCCUUUCCAGAUAUUUUUAAUCCUGGCAUGGCUACCCAACCUCCAACUUCAUUGAUGAAUGGAUCAAAAAGAGAGGAUGCAAAAGCAUUUGAUUUUAUCUCGGAUCAUAUGGCCUCGGUUCGUGAAACCAAACGCACGACUUGAUUCAUUUGAUGUGUAAGGAUUUCUUGUUUUGGGUGAAGAAGCCGACUCGGAAGAUGCUGCCUAAAUCUUGAAUUGAAAAAAAAGUAUAUGAACGUUGAGGAAGUGUUGUAGCGGCAUGACUAUAAUUCCUAGAAACCGAGACUUCAUAAAAAAAAAGCAGGCAAAAACUAGGGGAUUUCAAGCGGAAGGCAGACCAAUGUUGUGUGAAUGAAAGUUUCUGACAUCUGCAUGUUUUGAUCCUAAGAAAGGUUUGGAAAUCGUGCAGUCAUUUAAAGGCUGUUGAUUGUUGUUGUCUAAUUUUAUUUUGAUUUUAUUACUUUUAUGUGUAAUACCCCAAUUGAGCUGAUUGUCUGAUAGACUUUUGUUGUAAUAGUUCUAUUUAUUUAAUUUUGGAGAAUAUAAUAAACUCAAAUAGAUUCCAAUGUUAAACAUAA